CUUUAAGAGCCCGUUAUGCGUCACCUGACCAGGUCCACCGACAAGGCAGGACCGUAACCUGCAUUACCAGGAAAAUAAGCGACUAAACAUCCAAAAUAUACACGAUAUAGGCUUGAUACCUGAAAAUAUAUCGUCGUUUUAUAGUCUCGACGUUAAAAAGGCCAGAAAGAGACGCGUCAUCAUCCCCAUCACCAUCCGACCGGACGGGAAGGACACACGGGCUGCGACCGAAUAUUACCGGAAUUCCCGAUCAGGUUUUAAUCAACGGCGGAUUAUUUGUUUGUUUGAUUAAUUUAAUUAAAACACAAUAAUAAUAAUUAUAAUAAUAAACACAAAACGUUGUUUCGAUUAGAUGUGUGUUUUGUACAUAUCAUAAUCAACGCUGCCAGUUUUACGUAUUCAUUUGAUUAUUUAUUUCCCACGAGAGUAAAAAAAUAGCUCGGCGUAGGGCGUUACGUAAUAGUGGCAUUAUCCAGGGUGCUGAAACCAACCCAUGCACAAUAAAAGCCUACAAUAAGCGUAUUUUAUCCUAGUACAAAAGCUCGACUCGCGCUUUUAAAUACGCUUCGGUUGGACGACAAGAUAGUAUUGACAUUGUCGGUUUCUACAGAUCCACCUUGGAUUCCGUCUCCUUUAUCUGUCGGCUAAUUUCAUAUGCAUUUGGGCUGUCCUUCCCCCUGAAGUUGAUUCUUGAGGUGGUUGUCGACGCUACCGGGAGAAAAUGUCGGGACAGACUCUGACGGAUCGCAUAGCCGCGGCGCAGUACCAGCUCACCGGCUCCGAUGUGGCUCGUGCCGUUUGCAAAGCCACCACGCACGAGGUGAUGGCGCCCAAGAAGAAGCACCUGGAGUAUCUGAUCUCGACCACCAACGAGACAAACGUGAACAUCCCUCAGAUGGCUGACACACUAUUUGAGAGAUCCACCAAUGCCAGCUGGGUGGUGGUGUUCAAAGCUUUAACCACGACCCACCACAUCUGCAUCUACGGCAAUGAGAGAUUCAUCCAGUAUUUGGCCUCGAGGACUUCCCUGUUCAAUCUCAGCAACUUUAUUGACAAAACAGGAACCCAUGGUUAUGACAUGUCUACAUUCAUCAGACGAUAUGCACGGUACUUGAAUGAGAAGGCAUAUGCUUACCGCGCCAUGGCCUUCGACUUUACUCGAGUUAAGAAGGGAGCUGAGGGUGUGAUGAGGACUAUGGCUACUGAGAAGCUUUUAAAGGCCAUGCCAGCCCUGCAGACUCAAGUGGACACGCUGCUGGAGUUUGACGUUCAUCCUAAAGACUUGAACAACGGCAUUAUAAACGCAGCGUUCCUGCUUCUCUUUAAGGAUCUGAUAAAGCUCUUCGCCUCCUACAAUGACGGCAUUAUCAAUCUACUAGAGAAAUAUUUCAAAAUGAAGAAGUCGGAGUGCAAGGAUUCUCUGGAGAUUUACAAGAAAUUUCUGACCCGAGUGACCAAAAUUGCAGAGUUCAUGAAAAUCGCUGAGCAAGUAGGAGUGGAUAAGAAUGACAUCCCUGACAUCUCCUAUGCACCCAGCAGUAUUCUGGAGUCACUGGAGACACAUAUGAACAGUCUAGAGGGGAAGAAAGGAGAUGGGUCACCCACAAAGGGAUCACCUACCAAUAACGUGUCUCCAACUUCCACUCCCGCCAAAUCCGGUGCAGCCGUUCCCACUUUGGAGCCUCCGCGUGCCGACGCCGCACCUGCUGCCGAAACUGCCACCGAUUCUCUUCUGGAUCUGGACCCGCUGUCUUCCUCUGGACCGUCAGGAGGAGCAUCAGCUGCACCCACAUCUUGGGGAGAUCUGCUGGGGUCAGAAAUAGGUUCCCUUACUACAGAGACUCUCCUUCCUGACCCAACCCUUGCCGUAGACUCCGCCUCCUCAGCCACGCCCACCACCACAGUUGCAGAGGCAGCCGUUUCUUUGGCUCCUCCUCCCUCCGCUGCCGGUGCUUCCUCCGGCUCAGCGGAUCUCCUCGGAGAUGUGUUUGCGGCACCUGAAACAGCUGCUGCUGCAGAGGGCGGGGCCACUGCAUCCACGCCCACUCCUGCUGCCGAUGGCACCGCGCCAGCCGAAUCUGCGGGUGCCGGUGAGGCUAAACAGGCUGCAGCAGCAGGAGGAGGAGGAGAUCUGAUGUCAGCGUUCGAUGGAUUGGGCGAUGUGCUCAUGCCAGCUAUGGCUCCUCAGGCCGCAGGAGCUUCACCCAUGGCCACUUCACCCGUCAAACCCAUGGGAGGAGACCUGGACUCAGCUAUGGCUAACAUGGCCGGGAAUUUGGCAAUGGGGAACCAGAAACCGGGUGAAGCAGCAGGAGGGGCGAACUGGCAAGCGCAGGUACCCACCCCUAGCUGGGGCGUUACAAUGACUCCCACUCUCGGGGUCUGUCCUGUCAUGGGAUCCCCGUCACCGUUUGGCAUGCCUGCAGGAGGAGCUGCUCCCAUGAUGCCUGGCUCACCGAUGAUGGCUGCUCAACAACCAGUGAGGCCACAGUUUCCAGCAGGAGCCCCUGGACAACCGAUGUCUCCAGGAAUGGCCCAGAGUCCCAGGAAGCCCCCACCUCCUAAAGACCCACUCGCUGACCUCAAUAUCAAAGACUUCAUGUAGAUGAGCAGCUUGCUAUGUCACACUUCUUGUGCAGCCCUGAUGGAUCAGAUGUGCGUUUUCUCUCUCUCUCUCUCUCACUCUCUCUCUAAAUCUUCCGUUCAUCAUAUUUAGGGCCACCAGUCCCUCUCUCUCUCUCUCUCUGUCUGUUGUUGUAGCACAAACCGUGACCGUGACUAAGUACAUGUGUGUACGUGUGUUUGUAUUUCAAUGUUCUCAGUUACUUCAGAUCUAUAUAUUUAAAAAAAAAAAAAAAAAGAUAAUAA
Messenger RNA from Danio aesculapii, 2868 nucleotides. It is a transcript of the gene snap91b, whose product is annotated as synaptosome associated protein 91b. Gene Ontology annotation, biological process: clathrin coat assembly; synaptic vesicle budding from presynaptic endocytic zone membrane; clathrin-dependent endocytosis. Gene Ontology annotation, molecular function: clathrin heavy chain binding; 1-phosphatidylinositol binding; phosphatidylinositol-4,5-bisphosphate binding. NCBI's taxonomy places the organism in Eukaryota, Metazoa, Chordata, Actinopteri, Cypriniformes, Danionidae. Gene Ontology annotation, cellular component: clathrin-coated vesicle; clathrin-coated pit; extrinsic component of presynaptic endocytic zone membrane. The transcript has 24 exons. Bases 722 to 2605 code for a protein of 627 amino acids. The record is from RefSeq and is a predicted model, not a curated record.